CAUGGUGACAGUAGCCCGUCACCAACCCUGACACAUCGGUGCUGGCCCUGGGGGGUGAUCUACUACAUCCCCACAAGCAUGGUGGUAACCCCUACAAACCCCCAAUAAUGCCACUCACAGGUCCCAGUAAUGCCACCCCGGUACUAGUACCGUGGUGUUUUUUCCCACCGUCCUCCCACUACCUGUCGUGUCGCGCCGGCCCAACAAUGCCGGUAAUUUCUCCCCUGGCGGCGGUAGCUCCCCUCGCGUCCCUCGCCAUCCCACCACUAUUUUGUUCAACCCUUCCAGGCUUUGUUCUGCGCAGAGAUCAAAAGAAAAUUUUUCGGCCUAGGUCUCGUUUUUCGUGGAUACUCAAGUUGGUGGCCCUCAUUUUGUCCAUUUGAUUCAUCCGUUGGUUAUUCAAAGGUCUGCCACAUUCUUUGUUCAGACCCCCACUCCCGUACAGCAAACGCCUCAGUUGAUUGAUUAACAUCCUAGAUCAGUUGGUGCUUCGUUGAGCUCUGUUAAUCCAUCACUGCAUUCACCAUCCACCGUGUCAUCAUC
This is a messenger RNA of Suhomyces tanzawaensis NRRL Y-17324, 543 nucleotides long. RefSeq lists its product as uncharacterized. The coding region runs from base 108 to 383 and encodes 91 amino acids. The record is from RefSeq and is a predicted model, not a curated record. Lineage: Eukaryota; Fungi; Ascomycota; Pichiomycetes; Serinales; Debaryomycetaceae. The transcript has a single exon.